AUGGGUCUAUGGCUUAGGGACUGCCAAGGAGCGGGUAUUGACAUUAAGAAGCACCACGUUCGCAACAAGAACCGUCAGGCCCCCAAGUCUGAGGAUGUCUACCUGUUGUUGCUCGUCAAGCUCUACAGAUUCCUUGCCCGCCGCACGGACUCUUCCUUCAAUAAGGUCGUCUUGAAGCGUCUCUUUAUGUCGCGUGUCAACCGCCCCCCUAUGUCGGUUUCCCGCAUCGCCCGCAACAUGGCUGGCAAGGAGGGCAAGACCGCCGUCGUUGUCGGCACUGUCACGGAUGAUGUCCGCUUCCUCGAGGUCCCCAAGCUCACAAUCGCCUGCUUGCGCAUCACCAAGACCGCCAAGGCCCGCGUCUUGAAGGCUGGUGGUGAGGUUAUCACCUUCGAUCAGCUUGCCCUCCGCGCUCCCACUGGUGCCAACACCGUCUUGCUCCGUGGCAAGAAGAACACCCGUGAGGCCGUCAAGCACUUUGGCAUGGGCCCUGGCAAGCACGCCAAGCCCUAUGUCCAGAGCAAGGGUCGCAAGUUCGAGAAGGCCCGUGGUCGUCGUGCCUCCCGCGGCUUCAAGGUUUAAAUACCUUUAUCCCUUGUGGUGGUGCUGUCAAUCAUUCCUGCAAUCUUUAACUGUCCAAAAUAAAUACCUGUUUUCGGUCUCCAUUUCGUCCAACUUUUCAUGUCAAUGGCCAGAAAAUCGACAUUUUGCGAUGGAACGCGUGGAUACUGUUGACCA
Molecule: messenger RNA, 738 nt
Organism: Gamsiella multidivaricata
Lineage: Eukaryota; Fungi; Mortierellomycota; Mortierellomycetes; Mortierellales; Mortierellaceae
Product: large subunit ribosomal protein L18e
Exons: 3
Coding region: 1-582 (193 amino acids)
Biological process (GO): translation
Cellular component (GO): ribosome; cytosolic large ribosomal subunit
Molecular function (GO): RNA binding; structural constituent of ribosome
Source: RefSeq, a predicted model, not a curated record